Molecule: messenger RNA, 1116 nt
Organism: Fusarium vanettenii 77-13-4
Lineage: Eukaryota; Fungi; Ascomycota; Sordariomycetes; Hypocreales; Nectriaceae
Exons: 1
Coding region: 1-1116 (371 amino acids)
Source: RefSeq, a predicted model, not a curated record
AUGGAAUGUGACAACAAGAGAAAGCAGGCGGCAUCAGGAUCGCAUCCACCUGACCAGCCAGACCCGGCUCUCUAUUACCAGCAGGAGAGCAUCAUGUUUCGACUCCCCCAAGAGCUUCGUCUUGAGAUUUACUCGCACCUCUUCUCUUCGACAAGCCUUCAAUGGACUGUUAGAAAGACUGAACAGGCCUCCGGUCCGAAAAGCACACCUCUGCAAACUCUCGCCCUCGUCCGAGCUUGCCGCCGAAUCAGAGACGAAAUUAGCGAUAGCUGGAUCAGCCAGAUUCACUUGACCUUCAAGACACCCGAGGCCAUGCUUGAUGUAUUAACGGAAUUGCCUGUCUCAACUCUGUCAAAGAUUAGACACGUGCAAGUCACUGCCAAGCCUGUCUUGACCGAGUCGCCACCAAGGAGAGACAUUUUUUGUUCCUAUUUUCUGGGUUCCAUGUUCAAACUACUCCCAGGGCUCCGUCUUGAUACGCUCACGGUGCAUGGCACCAACACCGUGCUCAUGUGUAUAAAUUACCUAAUUUUGAACCAUCUGAUCUCGGGAAGCUGUGGCUGGAAGGAACUUUACUACAUCACCCGCGAAUCGGCAAUGAUUGGAUCUACGAUCGAAGGGAUUAUGAACCGUCCACAGCCAGAAAACUGGCAGCGCAUCAUGAAUGAGAGGGAUGGCGAUGAAACCAAACCCACUGUUAUCAUCUAUCGUCCUAAUCAGUGCGUCGUGUCUAGCGUGAUCCUGGAUCACGACGCCUGCGCAGUGUGGGAGCGAGACAUGCCCAGCAACUGGUUAGAUGAACUACCCGUUGACACCGAGGAAGAAAAAACCCUGUUCAAGGACGAAGAGCGUGGAGAAGAGAUGAUGGUGGUUGUCAAGAGGGGCUUUAGCGUUGACUACGAGGAGACGGAGGGAUCGCCGCUCCUGGAGGACGACAUCCGUAGGGAUGGUCCAGGAAUGACGUGGAAAGAGAUCCAGGGCAUCGAUAUGGAGGCGCCCGAAUUUCUUGUACGCUGGCUUCUUGUAUUCGCAGUACAGAUGGGACUUAGAACAAGACGACUGAUGCGGGACGAAGAUGAUGAACUGACAGGCUUAAUAGAGUCUUUACUCAGCUAA